Molecule: messenger RNA, 1105 nt
Organism: Cololabis saira (Pacific saury)
Lineage: Eukaryota; Metazoa; Chordata; Actinopteri; Beloniformes; Belonidae
Exons: 6
Coding region: 122-745 (207 amino acids)
Molecular function (GO): zinc ion binding
Source: RefSeq, a predicted model, not a curated record
UGAGUCAUGAUGAAAUCCAAAGAAAUUCAUGGAUAGAUUUUCUAUGUUUUGUUUUUUGAAGAAAACUGGUGUUCGGUUGGAUCUUAUGCUUAUUUCUACACAACAAACUUGAACUGCCGUCAUGACGUCUUCAAACACUGAGCUGAACAAAAUAUCAUUAGAGUUGAAAAAUCUGUCUCUUAAACGGCAUCAACUUGAGGAUCGGAGGAAAAUUCUGUGCAUUUUUCAAGAGUUGAGGAGUCGUGCAGAGUUUGGACAAACAGAGGAAGCAACCGCCACUCGAGAAGAGGUUGAGCUCAUCAACAACAUUCUCCAAGAACUCAAUGAAAGGGCAGCUGAACUGCAAAGAGACUAUGACAGUGCUUUAAAUGCUAAAAACAGAAACAGUCAGAAAGAUAUUUCUGUCUCUUCCAGUCAGGAGGUUCAGCCGGAUGUUUCCAGUCAAUCCUCAAGUAUUUUCUACAUUGAAAGUCCACCAACCUUCCCCGCCCCCUCGGUGAUCCUGGAUGUGAAGGACCUUCCUCCACAUCCAAGCAGGACGCAGUGCCCAGAAUGCCUGCAGUUCAUCGUGACAGAGACUUUUACUUCUAUUAGCAGUGUGACCUGGCUGGCGUGCUUCAUAACCGCGUUGAUCGGGUGCGUGGCUGGUUGUUGCUUCAUCCCCUUCUGCAGCGAUAGGUUCAAGUCCGUCACUCACAGAUGCCCCAAGUGUCGUACAUCACUCGUAACUCUCAAAAAGCUCUGAGAGAAAAGCAGUUUGCGAAAGCUCAGAAUGACAAGACAUUGGACAUUUAGUUAAUGCUAAUGAAAUAAUUGAGCAAAGAGACUCUUUUGAAGAGUUUAUUUGGUCUCCUCCAACCUUUAUGUUGCAGAGUACACUGAAUAUCAGUGACUAAGAAUUAUUGUCGGUCAAUUUACAUUUGGAUGCUAUGAUGUUGGUUUUAAUCCAGCACAUGUCAGCAAAGAUGUGGUGUACUUACAUAUUCAGGAUAUAUCUGUAUAUAUACUUACCCUCCUUUUUAUAAAAAAAAAAAAAUGUACAACCUUUAAAGUGUUUGUGGUGAUGCUUAAAAGCUGGCUGUGAUAUCCCAAAUAAUAUCUAUAU